Molecule: messenger RNA, 1470 nt
Organism: Magallana angulata
Lineage: Eukaryota; Metazoa; Mollusca; Bivalvia; Ostreida; Ostreidae
Exons: 5
Coding region: 310-660 (116 amino acids)
Source: RefSeq, a predicted model, not a curated record
ACUAGCUAGGAUAUAUAUGUCCUCUGAUCAAAUGUUAAUGGAAAUUCCAUCUGGGGCACGAUAUCGCUUUAGACUGAUAUGAUAUUUCAACAGUGAAAAACGUGUGUGCGAUAAGAUGAAAACAUUCGCGCGGGAUAUUCGGUCGGCGGGAGAGUGAUUAGCAGUGUUAAAAGUAAACUGAAAAAACAGGAAUCAUAAUGCAUCCCCACUGUGUGGAAUUCCCUCCAUUUUGUGCGAUCAUGACAACAAGAGGAAGCGGGAGAGGCACAUCAAUGAAAACCUCAUGGAAAAAUUAGACAGUGUACGGGAAUGGUUAUACUGAUUGGCACAGGAGUUUGUGCGUGCUGCAGACAGAAGUUGACAAUGUCGUUUAAACAACAUGAGGUCAGUCAAAAGGAUGAGGCGACCGAAACAGAAGAUGACUUGUCCUGUAUGAAACCUACAGAGAAUGAAAAGUGUAUUCAUGAGGAAACGCAGGGGAUUAUUAAAAGGAUAAAAGAUUGUGAAAGGCAUUCCCAAGAACAAUCAUAUGAAUUAUCAGGCAGCAUUUCCUCAAGUCAGACAGUUUUUGACAGCCAGCAGUCACAGUCUUCUGUUUGCAACCAGGUUAGAUUAAAUAUGUUUAAUCAAAUUUUGCUCUCCUUUAACAAAAUCCUGUGAAACAAAUCCAGACAUCAUUGACCACAUGCAGUGAACGCACACAGAGACGAUACACAUCAAAGUUAGAGAUUGUGUGAGAGUCCUCUGCAAAACUUUUUGUCCUGGAGAAGGAAAUGUUCUUCAUAAUAUGUUUAUGACAACCAUAGGGAAGAAUAUGCAGUCCAGUACAGAGAAUACUGCUGUUUUGCUAGCUGAUAUAUACAAGUCAGCAGAGACCUGGACUUUUAAAAGGCAAAUUCUUUCCAUACUUGCUGAGGACUACAAUUUUGAUGCUCUCAGCCAGGAACAUGUAUAUCUUUUUAACAUAAGAUUAGAUUUCUUACAUUUAAUGUACGAUUUUAAUCAAAAUGUAUAAAUUUUAUGAAAUAAUGAUAGUUAUGGCACUGUAAAUGCUUCAGCUAUAAUUACAAAUAUUUUAUAAAUUUCAAAUGAUGAAUGUUUAAUGAGGUUGUUUGAUUAAUACUUAGGGUCUUACUUACCUCAAUAAGUACACAUUUCAUCACUUACCUCAAUAAGUACACAUUUCAUCGAACCGUUUUAUAAAAGGCGUUUGAAAGUUGGUUCAUUGCUCAAGUUUGGAAAAUAUCAUCUGCAACAAUAUGCAAACCUAAUGGCAUAGUCUUGUCCAAUAAAAUGAAAGUUUUCGAUCUUUGAUAUCGUCAUCUCUUGCAACAGCUCUAAGAAAACCGCUCACGCGCCGCGAAACUAUAACGUAGAGCAUUUGUCUGACCUUUGUUAUUUUAUUGCAGCAAGUUCAUUGAGGUAUCAGUUUGUCUGAACUCUGUGAACUUAAAUUCAGCAAAGAAUGUC